Alligator sinensis (Chinese alligator) is the source of this 2556-nucleotide messenger RNA. RefSeq names its product paired box 9 (gene PAX9). Gene Ontology annotation, biological process: anatomical structure development; regulation of transcription by RNA polymerase II. Lineage: Eukaryota; Metazoa; Chordata; Crocodylia; Alligatoridae. Gene Ontology annotation, molecular function: DNA-binding transcription factor activity, RNA polymerase II-specific; RNA polymerase II cis-regulatory region sequence-specific DNA binding. The transcript is spliced from 10 exons. Bases 1 to 2256 code for a protein of 751 amino acids. The record is from RefSeq and is a predicted model, not a curated record.
AUGGCGGCUCUCCGGCUAGGAGAAGAGCUCGCUUUCGAAAAGCUCUUCGUCUCUAUUAUGUUGAAAGACACUUUCAGCAGCGAGGCUUUCAGGGACUUUGUUUUAAGUGCGUUUUGUGUAAAGAAAGCGUCCACAGCCUGUGACAAAAGUAUUUCUGUUCCCAGCAGCUCCUCUGAGCCCGCUCAGCUGAACAGCGCGGAGCGAUGUCAAGGCGCUGCACAACGGAAGAGGUUUGUGUCGCUGGGCGAAAUGACUGCUUUUGAAGGCUGGUUUUCUCCCGGCUCUGCAGAGUUUGCAGAGCUCAGUGCUCGCUUUCGCGGGGCUUCUUCUUGCAGAUUUGUCUGCUCGCCCGAGCUCAUUUUUCAUCUCUGGAAUGUGCGUUUUUGGAAUACGCUUCUCGCCCAGUGCAAAGUGUUUUCCGCGGAUUUUUCCUGUGUCGAGCCUGCCUUUGGGGAGGUGAACCAGCUCGGCGGGGUGUUCGUGAAUGGGAGACCCCUGCCCAAUGCCAUCAGGCUCCGGAUUGUGGAACUGGCCCAACUGGGCAUCCGACCCUGUGACAUCAGCCGACAACUGCGGGUUUCCCAUGGCUGUGUCAGCAAAAUCUUGGCUCGCUACAACGAGACUGGCUCCAUCCUACCCGGGGCGAUCGGAGGCAGCAAGCCCCGGGUCACCACCCCCACGGUCGUGAAACACAUCCGGACCUACAAACAAAGGGAUCCCGGCAUCUUCGCCUGGGAGAUCCGGGAUCGCCUGCUGGCAGACGGCGUGUGCGACAAAUACAAUGUGCCCUCCGUCAGCUCCAUCAGCCGGAUCCUCCGGAACAAAAUUGGAAACCUUUCCCAGCAGAGUCACUACGACUCCUACAAACAGCACCAGCCGCCUCCCCAGCCCGCCCUGCCCUACAACCACAUCUACUCCUACCCCAGCCCCAUCGCGGCGCCUGCCUUUGGGGAGGUGAACCAGCUCGGCGGGGUGUUCGUGAAUGGGAGACCCCUGCCCAAUGCCAUCAGGCUCCGGAUUGUGGAACUGGCCCAACUGGGCAUCCGACCCUGUGACAUCAGCCGACAACUGCGGGUUUCCCAUGGCUGUGUCAGCAAAAUCUUGGCUCGCUACAACGAGACUGGCUCCAUCCUACCCGGGGCGAUCGGAGGCAGCAAGCCCCGGGUCACCACCCCCACGGUCGUGAAACACAUCCGGACCUACAAACAAAGGGAUCCCGGCAUCUUCGCCUGGGAGAUCCGGGAUCGCCUGCUGGCAGACGGCGUGUGCGACAAAUACAAUGUGCCCUCCGUCAGCUCCAUCAGCCGGAUCCUCCGGAACAAAAUUGGAAACCUUUCCCAGCAGAGUCACUACGACUCCUACAAACAGCACCAGCCGCCUCCCCAGCCCGCCCUGCCCUACAACCACAUCUACUCCUACCCCAGCCCCAUCGCGGCGGCGGGGGGCAAGGGGCCCACCCCCCCGGGGGUGCCAGCCAUCCCCAGCGCCAUGGCCAUGCCGCGCACCUGGCCCUCCUCCCACUCGGUCACGGACAUCCUGGGGAUCCGGUCCAUCACAGACCAAGUGAGUGACAGCUCGCCCUACCCCAGCCCCAAGGUGGAAGAGUGGAGCAGCCUGAGCCGAAGCAGCUUCCCCGCCUCCGUCCACUAUAACAAGACUUCAGUAUUACUGACCUGGGUAGCACAGUUUUUAAACACAGUAAAAAUACCUUUCAAAACCAUAGUGUCUUUCUCACACUUCUAUGAAGAGUCUGAAAGUCACACUGGAUGUGUCUAUGCGAGACACUACAUUGCUAUAGCGAUGAGCUAUGGUGACAUAGUAUCUGUGGGCACUACCGUGAUGCUGCCGGUGAUCUGGAUCGCACCCCAUUCGAAUGCUAAUUGUGAGACCUGCGUCUUACUGGCCACCUGCUUCCACGCCCAAAACACAGUGCCCUGCCCAACAGUCCACAUGGCUUCAGGGCACUCCAUCGGGAUGAAACUAAUAAAGAAAGUCAGAGAGGCACCAAAUGGCCUCCCAGCUGUCAGCAGUUUUGUCUCAGCACCAACUAUGGCUCCUUAUCCUACACCAGCCCAGGUGUCACCUUAUAUGACAUAUAGUGCUACCCCUUCUGGUUACGUGGCAGGCCAUGGCUGGCAACAUGCCGGGGGCACUCCGCUGACACCUCACAACUGUGAUAUUCCUGCAUCAUUGGCAUUCAAGGGCAUGCAGACAGCCAGAGAAGGUAGUCACUCUGUCACAGCCUCUGCUCUCUGAUACAGGAUUCCUUCUAGAAGAACCGCAACUCAUCCUUGUUUCUCCCCCUCCCUUAAUCCUGACUCCCAGACUGAUCUUUUGUGUUGGUGACAUUUAAAAUCCCUGCCCUCCCACCUCCCCAUCUCAGACUUUUCUCCCACAAAAUCUGUGGGACUGAAAGCAUAAAAAACAACGUAAGAAAUGGAUAGAUGUGUGCUGUUGCCCUUGCACUGUUUUAAGUAAAGAAGAUCUUACAUCCCUCAAAGGGCUCAUGGAACUCUUGUCUAUUCAUCGGUUAAACCACACAUAUUUAUUCUUGAU